ACAUAAACACAGCCAGCUAUUACCGUGCCUGCUCUGUGACUUGCUACUAGUCGCCGUCGUAUGCUCGCCUGCUGUCCUCGUUCGGUUCGCCGGCCUUUACGGAGGCCGCUCGCCAAUCGCGUGCUCACAUCAGUGGCUGCAUUUUCCCGUCUCGCCUCGUGUUCGCUGCUCCCUCAUUGCCGCUCUGCUCCACCCAAGUCCAUCCUCGCCGUUCAUCGUAGAGAACUCGGAUCUCCGGAUUCUUCUAAUUGUUUUUCGACCUUAAGCCAAUUGCUAGCCAUGAAUCGAUCGAUUCCCUCCGCUUCUCAACCACUGAUGAGUGUUCCCACCCCUGGUAGGUGUCUAUACAAGAUUAAUGGGAAUAUCUUCAGCGUUAAUCUCACGCCUCCGUGCAUACACGUCAGCUCGCGUGUCUCCGCCAGUCAGAAGGCGACACGUGGCAUCAGAAGCUUCGCUGCCGCUAGGUUGAAAGGUGUGCUAGAAGCUGAGUCGCACGACAGCAAUCAUGGCACAGGGGAAUCAGCCGGGGGCGUUCUAAUAUCGGAAGAAUCUUCAGACACGGUGCCUCUGCCUCAGAGUGUGGCGAUAGCGGGGGAAUCUGUAGACGUUGUGGUGCCUAGGAGCCAGGCCAAAUCCCGUCUCGAUGCGUUUCUGGCGGCACAGGGGGAGAGGAUCAGCCGUGCCAGGUGGCAGGACGCCAUUCGCGAAGGGACAGUGCUGGUGAAUGGCAGAGCCCAGAAGAAGCCAUCGUACGCAGUGAGGGAGGGCGACAGGGUGCAGGGCAGUCUCGCCCCGCCCAAGGCCCUGCAGGCGCUGGAGCCGUCCGCUGUUGCGCUGGACGUGGUGUACGAGGACGGGCACGUGGUGGUGGUCAAUAAGGCAGCUCACAUGGUGGUUCAUCCCGCCGCUGGCAACUGGCAAGGCACUCUCGUGAACGCCCUGCUGCACCACUACCAACUCCCUUCCUCCUCCUCCUCGCUUCCCUCCUCCUCCGACUUACUCUUGGAGGAGAGGGGAGAGGAGUCGUCUCAAGGCUGUGAAGAUGCUGGUUGGGAAGGGGAGGAUGAGGAGGAUGAGGAGGAGGAAGGGGAGGAAGAGGGGGGGGAGGGAAAGGAAGGGGAGGAGGUCGGGGAGGGGCUCGGAGCAGGGCCAUUAGCGAGAGUAGAUGUGCGCAUGGGCAUGACAGGGGGAGCGGAUGUGCGGCCAGGAAUCGUGCACAGAUUGGACAAGGGAACCAGCGGGCUGCUUGUCGUGGCAAAGGACUCCUUCAGCCAGGCGCACUUGAGUGCGCAGUUCAAGGCACGCACUGUUCACAGAAGCUACCUCUCUCUUGUCAUUGGCACGCCCGCACCGCACUCCGAUCGUGUGGACGCUCCCAUUGGCCGAGACCCCAAGGACCGAAAGCGCAUGGCUGUGCUGCCGAUGACUGGCUCCCACAGGAGCAGAAGAGCCGCCAGCAGGUACCGAGUGGUGGAGUCCCUUGCUGGAGGAGCAGCUGCUCUUGUGGAAUGGAGGCUGGAGACGGGCAGAACUCACCAGAUUAGAGUGCAUGCACGGUUUCUAGGCCAUCCAUUGAUCGGUGAUGAAACGUAUGGUGGAUCCAUACGCCACGUGUCAUCUCGCCUCCUGGCUUCCUUGCCCUCCUCAUCGCCUCUCCGCUCCUCUGUGGCUCAGUGGAUUGCUGGGCUGGAUCGGCCGCUGCUCCAUGCAGCCACACUCGGGUUUGUACACCCGGAAACACUCGAAUUUGUAACGUUUGAAGUACCACCUCCGUCCGAUUUCAUCAUGGCAUUGGGAUUGCUAAGAUCAUUGUGAUGUUUUGUUAACACUUUGACAUUCGGCUGAUCGUUUUAUGUCGUCAAAGUAGUCAGUAUUCUUCGAGUUCGUCUUACCUGAACCCAUAAAAGCCGUAUAACGCGAUUCUGUGGUCAACGCAGUCUCAGCACUGAUCGACGAAUCCUAGCUCUUGCCGCAUGCUGGUCCUACGAGAUUUUGGGGACAC
Molecule: messenger RNA, 2002 nt
Organism: Closterium sp. NIES-67
Lineage: Eukaryota; Viridiplantae; Streptophyta; Zygnematophyceae; Desmidiales; Closteriaceae
Source: the annotation of a GenBank genome assembly